Lathyrus sativus (Indian pea) is the source of this 363-nucleotide messenger RNA. NCBI's taxonomy places the organism in Eukaryota, Viridiplantae, Streptophyta, Magnoliopsida, Fabales, Fabaceae. The record is from the annotation of a GenBank genome assembly.
AUGGUUCAGAGGCUUACCUACCGCCGGCGCCAUAGCUACGCUACCAAGUCCAACCAACAUCGGGUUGUCAAAACCCCCGGUGGAAAACUUGUUUAUCAGACUACUAAGAAGAGAGCUAGUGGACCAAAAUGCCCUGUUACUGGAAAGAGGAUUCAAGGGAUUCCACAUUUAAGGCCCACAGAGUACAAAAGAUCAAGGUUAUCUAGAAACAGGAGGACUGUGAACCGUGCUUAUGGUGGAGUUUUAUCUGGAGGUGCUGUUAGAGAAAGAAUUAUUCGAGCUUUCUUAGUUGAGGAGCAAAAGAUUGUCAAGAAGGUCUUGAAGAUCCAAAAGACAAAGGAAAAACAAGCUUUGAAGGCUUGA